UAUAUUGUCAAAAACAGGUGUCAAUAAACAAGUUUACAGCGGCAAAUAUAUUUUCAAAGCGAAAUUUAUUUAUUUUUAAUAGAAUAGGAAGCACACAUAUAUUUUUCAUAAAUUUUACGUCCAAAGAAUGGAAGACGACUGUAACGAUGGCCCGUUCACUGUGUGGCAAAUGUUCAAUGCUCCAACUCUGGUUCUGUUCAACAAUUUGGAGCAUGCUGCUGAUGGUCUGGAAAGAUUGCUAACUUCGAUAUUAAAACUAACAGGGGAUUUUUCAGAAGUGCUAGUACCUCGCCCGGGGACUUUUAAGUGUCCUGAUUCAUUUUACUGUGCCUUUGAUACAUGGCUUCUAGGCAGAUUAUUUUAUAUGUGCUCAGUGCAAGAGCUACAUCAAAUUCACAUAACCAGCAAGGAUGCUCAAUUGAAAAUUAUAAACAUACUGUGCACAAAUGGGGCACCAUUCUACAAAAAAUUGCAUUCUGAAUACUAUGUGAUUUUACUACAACUUUUUCAGUAUUAUAAAAAUGUUUACAGUAACAAUAAUGCAUAUUUAUUGCUGGAAAACUUCACACCUGAAAAAGUGGAAAUACCAAAUCUAGAUAUUAAUUUAGAACCAAUCUAUGUUAAAGUAAAAGAUAUCAAUACAUGCAAGACAUUAAUCGAUUUAAUCCUCCAGCUAUUGUCUGAAAGCAUACCACCUAGCUUACUAAAUAAUAAACAAAAAGAUCUGGAAGAAAAAGUUUUUGCACAAUUACUGUAUGCUAUAGAAAAUUUUAGCAUAGAUCUGAAAUAUUGUUGCCUAAAGUUUUUCCUACAAUUGAUUCAAAACAUGAACAAAGUAUGCAUAACAAAAUUUCAUACACAUUUUCCAAUAAUCUAUGGGAAAAUGCUAUCAUGUAUUGAAGCACUGGUUCAGUCUAUGAGUUUACUCUAUGAGAAAUCUGAAAUCAACAAUAUACUGCUUACUAAUUUUAAUAUAAUUUUAGUAGAUUUUCUGAAGGUUAUAACAACUGACCUUGAAAUGGCAAACAUUAAUGUUCUGGUAGGAAUCUGUUCCACAAUUCUUAACAAACAUGUAAGCAGAAUCUUCAAUAAAGAACUAAAGCUCUACUGUUUAUCACUGAGUAGUAAACUGGAGUUCCCUCAAGAUCUGAUUAGUAUUACAGACAUGGAUGUCAGUCAAAUUGAAAAACUAUCUGAUUGCUACUGUGACCAAAUUCUGAAAUAUAUUCAGAGCAAUGCAACAACACUUGAUAAACAACUUGACUUAAAUGAUAAUUGGUACUACAAAGAAGUGAUGAUAGUUAUUGAAUCUAUACAAUCGAACGAAAAUUUCAAAAAUGAUUUAUUUCUUAUAAAUCAUCACUUGGCAAGAAGUGUCGCGUGUUUGAGUAUACUAGAAGAAGUUCGUACAGAAACUAAAAAACGACUUGUAAAAAAUAAACCUAAAAGAUUACUAGAUAAACAAGUUGCCUUAGAUAUUUGGGCAACUUUAGUCCAACUAAUAAAAGAUCACAAAAAUUUGAUAACUAGCAAUGACUGUACAAAUGAUUUGGUUAUGCACACUGUACUUAGUACAAUAAAUUUAUGUGAAACAAUGACCAAUGAUGACAUAAACGUAACUUUGCAACUAUUAUGUUUUCAAAACUCUGCACAGUUCUCUGAGAACAAUUUUGCAUGUUUCAGUCAUAGUACAAUAUUAAAAAUAUUGAAGUAUCUUUUAAUAGCAAAACUUUAUACAAAGACUAAAGUCAAUGAUACUUGGAACAAAACAAUUUUACUCUUGUAUAGCUCAGCUCUACAGAAUAAUACAUCAAGUGGGAUUGUUGAUUUGUGUCCACUUCUGCUUGUCAACAAAGUGCUGUCUGCAAGUAAAAUUAUUGGAGACAUAUUGAUGCCAGCUUUUAUGACAAAGAAAGCUGAUACUCAAAAAGAAGUUUUUAAGUCAUUAUCUGCUAUUGCUUGUCUAUCAUUAGGGGCUAGCCAUAUUAUUUUAGAAAAUGUUAAAAAACCUAUGGGUACCAAAUUAUUUACAAGUAAAACUAUUGCAGUAUGUCUUUGUUGUACAGAGUGCCAUAUUAUUAAUGAGUCACAAUUGAAAAAGGAUUUUGAAAUAUAUGCUGUAGAGGAGAAUAUAAUAACAUCAAGUAAAAGUACUAUGUACACUGCUGUGAAGCAAUUGUUUGGCAAAUUUUUGAAUAUGCAAUUGUGCACGAAUAUUGAUGAUGAAUAUUGGGACUUAGUUAAAGUGUUAUGCAAUCAUUUUUACAUAUUUGAUUAUGGCGUUUCAACUAAAAUUGUUAGUGAAAAUUACAUAAAAGAAGUUCUGCAGACUUUCAAACCUUUUAUCGAUAAUAACCAGGGUGAUAAAUAUCCAGAAUGGAGCUCUAAUCGGGAGUCUUUAGUGAAUUUAUGUAUCAAUUUACUAGUACAAUCUACCAGAAUAAGUUUAGAAAACAAUGAUUACAACCAACAGACUCUUACGUUAUGUCGCAUAAAAGACUUAGGAUUAUGUCGUAACGAUAAAUUAAUUUUACCAAUAACAAAACUUCUGGUUUACUUCAUUAUGCACCCACAAUGCUCCCUCGCAUCUAAGGCGAUUGUCUAUUUAAGGGAUAUUUGUGAAUUUCAUGAGCUCACUCCAAACCAAGUCUAUCAAAGAUACAAAAAAGAUUAUUGUAAACUUUUCGUUGAAUGCAGUCUUUACAAUGGGAAAGACUUUGCGAUAUAUUUACUGAAGGUUGUAAGAGCUUUCGGAUUUGUUGGUUAUAGAGAUUUCAUAUCAAAAGAUGUUCAUCAUUUUUUGCCCUAUCUAAUGCCUUAUUCUGUGGUUGUGAAAGAAGUUCCAUCAAUGAUAGAAGAAAUUGCAACACUUGUUCAAUGUUCGGUAUCUGAUUUUCUUAUUGAGAGGUUUCCACAUAUAUAUGUUCACGUUUAUUUAACUGAAUCGAAAGAGUCGUCUAAAAAGUGUCAUCAAAUAAUUGAAAGAUUAACAAAAUCUUCCACUUUAAAUCUAAUAAAAAAGCAUUUUAGAGUGAUAUUAACAGAAUUUUUGUUGCAGUACUGCAUUAAUCCCGAGAGGGUUUUGAAUGCAUGUAGGUAUUUAGCAUGCCAUGAUCCUGAUGCUUCGACUCCUCAAGGCAGCAUGAGUAUGAGCACCAGACAAAUCGCAGAUUUUCUGAAUCCGAAAUUUCUGGGUGUUCUAGCAUAUUUUGACCACAAACUGGUCAAUGCCAAAGUUGCUUUGUCAGUUAAGCGCAAAGCUUUGAAAAGUUUUCCUGAUAUAAUGCAGUUAAUGGGAGCUAAGUAUCUGACUCCUUUAAGGUUUAAAGUCCUUGCCACAUUGAAAUCUGCUUUGCCUUUAGCGAGAGAGUUUCCAAAAAUACUGGCCGAGGCGUGGGGUGCUUUUAUACACAAUAUAGACAGUGUCUCUUUGGGUCCCUUGCUCUCAAAUUUAGCGGUUUCGUUGUUGCAACAAUUUAAUUAUGCGCCACAAGAGAUUAAUAAAAUUUUCCAAUAUCUAAUUCUUAAUAAUGAAAAUUUAUUGAGUUCAUAUAUUUCCGAUUUGUUCUUCAUUGAAGAUUCUAAUAUUUCUGAAAGGGUUAAAACUGUUAUUAAAAAACACGUCAAAAGAACGCAACCGGAAGGUUUUCAAGAGAAAAUUAAAUGGUACCUGCAGCAUUUAAGUCAUGAUAUUUGUAACAUUAAAACACAUGCUUUUUUGCAUAUGGACAGAUUGUUGAAGAACAAUCGAUCGGAAAUACACAAAGCCAUAUUUGGUGGUAAAAAUAUAGAGGCUUAUAUAGUGGACCUCAUAGAUCAAUUGCUUAUUGGUUGCAAAGACUCAGAUCCCCAGGUAUGUUUGGCAAGCGGAUCAUGUUUUGGUCAGCUAGGUGCUAUAGAGGCAGGUCACCUACCCAGACAAUAUGUACAACCGGAUAGAUCACCAUUCGCCUUUUCGAUAAAUGAUAACUGCUUUGCAGCGACUGCCCUCGUUGAAUUGACUAGAGCGUUUCAGUACGAGAAAGAUACUAUUAACAUGGAUUGCUAUGCGCUUACAAUACAAGAAAUAUUAAAAAUAUAUGACAUAUCACCAACUGGAUCUAAAAAAAAUGUUUGGGACAGCUUUCCUGAAAAUAUGCAUCAAAUAAUGCAUCCACUUCUUAGUUCCAGGUACACAUUGGCCUAUCCUUCUCAACCGAAAAAAGUUCAUCCCCUCUUUGGAUCUGUAUAUGCAACAACAUUUUUGGAAUGGGCUCAUAACUGGACAAGUCAAUUAAUACCGCUUAUUGAGUCAGAAAGUAUACGCGAACUAUUGCGUACAGUCCAUCCGAGUAUGCGUCGCGACGUUCGAACGCUAUUUCUGUUUCUGCCAUACGUACUACUUCACGCCAUCAUGUCCAAAAACAAUAUGCAAUAUGUACAGGAGGAAAUUUUAGCUGUAAUAGGCUUAGAAAAUUUGGAAAACGAAAUUCUACCUGUAAUGGAAAGAUCAAAAUAUAAAAUGUUACGUCAUAUUAGAAUGACUCCUAACAUAAAUUCAAUUCAAGCCGAGGAAGGAAACCAAGGUAAAUGUAGUAAGACAGUGUACACUCUAUUGGAUUUCUUAAAUCGUUGGUUACUAGAAUGGUGUCAUGUGAAACAGAAACCCUUAGAGAAUGAGAAUUAUAAGUCUAUCAAGAAAUUUAUGGAAAAAUUCGACAAGCUUGCCAUUGCGCGUGGAAAUUUCUCAUGUGGGGAGCUGGAAAGGGCCUUGCAAUACCUGGAACUUUAUAUGGAUGAGCAAAAGGGUAGAAUGCAGGAGCAAUUACCACUGCUGGCAGAAAUUUACGCUCUUUUAGACGAACCGGAUUCAGUAGCUGGAAUCCUAUCGUUGAAAAGAUCAGAGCCAUCUCUCAAAGAGUUGAUAUUGACUCAAGUGGUCACAGGCCGCUUGCAGGACGCCGCCCUGUGCUAUGAAAGAUUGGCUCAGGAAGGUCAACUCGAUCGUCAUAGUUUGCAGGGCAUGAUAGAUUGCUACCUUGGUCUCGAUCAGCCCUUCACAGCUUGUCGAUUACUCAGUGAACACGAUUCCGAGGAUAUGAUGGAGUUGACUGCGGAACCUUUAUGGCGAUUGGGCAGGUUCGAACAGUUGGACGAAUUAGCCAAGAAACCGGUGCCAUCAUCUCGCGAGAACUGGGGUCUUUUAAUGGGCAGGAUCCUUCUGGCAUAUCGUAGUGAAAAGCAAGAUUUAUUCAAGAUUUCCUGUGACAAUGCCAUGAAUCGUUUACUGUCACAAAUGGACGGUGAGAGUAGAGGCGAAAGUGCUUUACGGAGUGGAUAUCAGAGUAUACUCGGACUGCAUAUCAUUACUGAAGCUUCACACGCCGAAAAUGUUCUCCAAAGACUGAAAGAGUUAGAUGACGGUAAUGACAGUAGCACAGAUAUAGUAAAUCAGCUGUUAAGCGAAUGGCGACAGCGUUUGUCCGUCGUUCAAUCAGAUGUCCGUACCGUGGAGCCGUUGUUAAGAAUAAGAAGAAUAUUAUUGCAGCAGACACAGGAACUAUUGGAACCAAGUCAUCCCGUAACAGCAAACAAACUAAGAACAUGCAUUGGCGACUUAUGGCUGCAAAGCGCAAAACACGCCAGAACAGCUGGCAUUUUCCAACAGUCCUAUAUGUACAUUCUUAACGCUGAGGAAUACAAACCGGAGGAGCUAUUUAUCGAGAAAGCCAAGAUAUAUUGGGCACGUGGGCAACAGGAACAAUCAUUUACAACUCUCAGAAGGGGUCUUGAAGAAGCUUAUCCGCAAAUAGAUAAGCUUACUCAGGAACAAAGAAAAAUAUGUGCUAAAGCAAGGCUUUUAAUAGCGAAAUAUAAUGACGAAACAACGAAUGUGGACGUUGAUGUCAAUAUUGGCUACUACAAAGAGUCAGUUGAAGUGUUCAAACAAUGGGAGAAAAGUUUGGUCUGCUUAGGGACAUACUACGAAAAAGUCAGUACAACUGAGACGGCAAACAACACAAAUACCUUAUGGUCACGAAGGUUGUAUGCUCUCAACAGCUACGGAAAGGCGUUGCAAUAUGGGCACAAGUAUUUGUACCAGAGUAUGCCUAGGAUGCUGUCUAUAUGGUUGGACGUAGAAGUCACUUCAUCAGAUACUAGCAUCCACGCAAUAUUGGCCCAAAUGACUGAAGUGAUAAAGACAUACUCGGAAAGGUUGCCUAUUUACCUCUACUUGACGGCUUUUUCGCAAAUUGUGUCAAGAAUUUGUCACCCUGUUAAAGAGGUAUAUUUACAACUAAAAGCGAUCAUAGUCAAGUUAAUUUUGGCAUAUCCUCAACACACGCUGUGGAUGAUGAUGUGUGUGAUCAAGUCAAGUUAUCCCCAAAGAAUGAAGCGAUGCGCGGAUGUUUUCUCUGACUCAAGACUGAAAGAGCCACAUAUGUUGAAACUCGUGUGCGACUUUACUCAGUUAGCUGAGAAACUCAUCGAGCUGUGUAAUAAACCUAUAGUGGGGAGUGGGUCGACUACAACUGUAACGUCACUGGUUCGAACACUACCGCGUCUUCUCGCCGGAGAGAACUUUAGUCAUAUCAUGAUGCCCUUCCAGGAGUUCUGUAAGGUAGUACUUCCUUCGAAAGCGGCUCGUCAAGAGCGUAUAGAUUUUAAUAUACCUACGGAACCACCGGUGUACAUAGCUGGCAUUGAAGAGCAGAUAAAUAUUAUACCGUCUUUGCAAAAACCGAGGAAAGUAACAUUAAAAGGUUCGGAUGGAAAGUCCUAUAUAAUAAUGCUGAAGCCCAGAGACGAUCUUCGCAAGGACUACCGUCUGAUGGAGUUCAACGUAGUCGUUAACAGAUUCCUUCAAGACGCCCCAGAAACACGUCGUAGAAGACUUUACAUACGGACUUAUAGCGUGUUGCCUUUGAAUGAAGAGUGUGGUCUUAUUGAAUGGGUGCCAAAUCUAGUAGGAUUGAGGCCCGUACUUAUGCAUAUUUAUAAGCAAAAAGGUAUACAUACAAGUAACCGGGAACUAAAAGAAAUGAUGUGCUCUAAUCGAGAUCCGGUGGAGAAAAAGCGUCGUAUUUACGAGGAACAACUUUUAGUGCGUCACCCACCUGUCUUCCAGGAGUGGUUUCGAAGAGUAUUCUCAGACCCCUAUGGAUGGUAUCAAGCAAGAUCUGCGUAUAUAAGAACAACCGCUGUUAUGUCUAUGGUUGGUUAUAUUCUAGGUUUAGGAGAUCGACACGGCGAAAAUAUAUCAUUCGACUCGACUAAUGGCGAUACAGUCCACGUGGAUUUCAACUGUCUGUUCAACAAGGGAGAGUCCUUUGAAUGGCCGGAACGAGUGCCGUUUAGACUCACACACAACAUGGAGUCUGCUAUGGGACCUCUGAAACAUGAGGGCAUGUUCAGGAAAAGCUGUGAAGCUGUGAUGCACGCAUUACGCGCUCAGACCGCAGCCCUAAUGUCGGUGAUCGGGCCCUUCGUGUACGACCCGCUAGUGUCGUGGGGCCGCGGGCGCUCCGCCCCGCUUGAUUGCGGAGAGCGUACCAACGAGCAGGCGUUGCAACAUCUGUCGCACAUCCGGCAACGGCUUAAUGGGAUGGUUAAAACAAAGAACAAGCAGUUGUCACUGUCGCUGUCGCCGGAGGGUCAAGUGGAACACCUCAUCGUUGAAGCCACUAGCAUACACAACCUCUGUCAAAUGUAUAUCGGCUGGGGACCGUUUCUGUGAUACUGUUUUAAACAUAUAAUAGCCACUAAUAUAACUGUGGUAAAAAAGUGCCAUUUAAAUUUUGAAACAGAAGCAAUAGAUGUAAGAUUUACAAAGUGACCUUAUCAAUAAAACUAAUU
Messenger RNA from Pararge aegeria (speckled wood butterfly), 7836 nucleotides. It is a transcript of the gene mei-41, whose product is annotated as serine/threonine-protein kinase ATR-like. NCBI's taxonomy places the organism in Eukaryota, Metazoa, Arthropoda, Insecta, Lepidoptera, Nymphalidae. Gene Ontology annotation, biological process: telomere maintenance; DNA damage checkpoint signaling; protein phosphorylation. The transcript has 30 exons. Gene Ontology annotation, cellular component: nucleus. Gene Ontology annotation, molecular function: protein binding; protein serine/threonine kinase activity. The record is from RefSeq and is a predicted model, not a curated record. Bases 128 to 7717 code for a protein of 2529 amino acids.